AUGAGUCAUGACAUUUCAUGGAUUUACUGCAAAUCUUUGCGAAUUCAUGUGAUAGGCAGUAGUUUUCCGCUCAUUUGUGUUCUUUCCUUGUUCGUCAAGAGCAAGUCGGAGAGCUUCGAGCAGGAUUUAAAAAUUCUGAGCACUCACCACGCUGGCCCAGCUCACUCCUCAACGCCUCAAGCUCGAAGGCUUGCAACCUAUCGACGCUUUACCAGAUUCUGCUCUACCAACACGGCUCACAGAUAUGACCGCGUACAGACGAGUCCUUCGAGCCUCUCGGUAUUCAUCAUCACUGCACAUUCCCCAGUGGACUCUCACUACUCUGCUUUCACCUCUAAUCAUAUACCAUACCCCUUCUUCAACAUUGUCCCCAACCCCCCUCGCUGUUAUGAUCCCGCCGGCUCGACGCCAACACCGAAACUCUGUCUGCAUCGCCAAGUUCCUGGAUCGAACCACAAUAAUGACCAGCACAUCCUACAAUGUCCCGCUGUUUCAAAUUCGAGUUACGAUACUAGAAUAUGGGUGACAGCGUUGAAGAUUAUUGAGAUCAAGAAUAGCGAAGUAUCCAUGGGCCAUGAAUGGCACAGGUUACAGAAAUUAAGCAGCAGAUUGUCGAAUCUGAUGCCGGUGUUGCCUCGAACAGUUGCACGAGAGGUUGCCAAGUGCUCUAUGUCACCUACAAUCGGGCGUUUGAAGACGUACAUCGUCGUCGAGUUUUGUGAAUGGGUCAUGCGGAGACGCCUCUCCGGGACAUGCUUCAUGAUUCUUAUCCCGGCGCAAGAAAUGAAGACCAUGGCCAGUAAAAGUAUUCUAGGUGAGAAGAUCAUCCGUGAAUGA
Messenger RNA from Lentinula edodes (shiitake mushroom), 837 nucleotides. RefSeq lists its product as uncharacterized. The coding region runs from base 1 to 837 and encodes 278 amino acids. The record is from RefSeq and is a predicted model, not a curated record. NCBI's taxonomy places the organism in Eukaryota, Fungi, Basidiomycota, Agaricomycetes, Agaricales, Omphalotaceae. The transcript is spliced from 6 exons.